ACCCCCAGGGCCCCAACCCCUCCCCCGCUUUUCUCUUUUCAUUUUUACACACAAGUUCAUCGCAAUAUUUUCAUAUGUUUAUUUUGUUCCGGGUUUCGAACCGCUUCCAAUUCCGCCAGCUGUUAUCCGGCUGCUCCGUCCUUCGACCAAGCCGAUUCCCGGUCUUAACCCAACCAGCUCCGACGCCUUCUCACUCAGAUCCGAUCGGAUCAAUGAACCAAAGCCUAAAACCGAAAGAAAUGAAACAACUAGUCUCCGUCUUCGAUUCUUGCUCUCAGAGCUAGCUCCCAGCUGAAAAUUCAUUCCAAAUCGUUGCCUUUCCCCCCCAGAUUUUUCAUUUCUCCACUCGCUUCACGCUGAUUCAUCAGCUCGGAGCUUAAAAUCGGUUUUCCUCGAUCAAUUCUCUCUGUUCAUUCCAUCCCAAACGGUGUGGUCGCGAUGGGUAUUUCGAGCUGAGAGGUGAAAGGUCAAAGUUCGUUCUGCUUUUUCAAGCUAGAAACGAAAAGCGGUUACACGUUCUGCUUCUUCAAGCGGGCUUCCUUGAUCUGUUCGGGAAGCAGUUACACUGAUAAUUGCUUCUGAGCUUAAUAGCUCUUUGGUUUUCACGUUCAUUGUUAAAGCAGAGAGAGGGAGGGAUGACGUCGGGGAGUCGGCAGCCGACGUGGAAGGAGAGGGAGAACAACAAGAGGAGGGAGAGGCGGCGGAGGGCUAUAGCGGCGAAGAUCUUCGCCGGGCUGAGAAUGUAUGGCAACUACAAGCUCCCUAAACACUGCGAUAACAACGAGGUUCUCAAGGCCCUCUGCAACGAGGCCGGUUGGACUGUCGAACCCGACGGCACCACCUACCGUAAGGGAUGCAAGCCUGUUGAUCGCAUGGAAGUUAUUGGUGGAUCUGCAGCCGCAAGCCCGUGCUCAUCUUAUCAACCAAGUCCCUGUGCUUCAUACAACCCAAGCCCAGGCUCCUCUUCUUUCCCAAGCCCAGCCUCCUCCUCCUAUGCUGCUAAUCCGAAUGCUGAUGGCAGUUCGCUGAUCCCAUGGCUCAAAAAUCUCUCAUCUUCAUCAUCUUCAGCCUCCUCUUCCAAGUUCCCCCAUCUCUACAUCCAUAGCGGUUCAAUUAGUGCUCCUGUCACCCCUCCAUUGAGCUCCCCAACUGCUCGUACACCACGAUUCAAAAGUGAUUGGGACGACCAGUCUGCCCGUCCAGGCUGGGGUGGGCAGCAUUACUCCUUCCUUCCAUCUUCUACUCCGCCAAGCCCUGGACGUCAAAUUGUUCCUGAUCCAGAAUGGUUUGCUGGAAUUCGAAUGCCUCAGGGUGGGCCAACUUCUCCAACAUUCAGCCUUGUCUCUUCAAACCCAUUUGGCUUCAAGGAAGAUGCUUUAGCUGGUGGUGGAUCUCGCAUGUGGACUCCUGGACAAAGUGGGACAUGCUCACCUGCCAUAGCAGCUGGCUCUGACCACACUGCUGACAUUCCCAUGUCUGAAGUGAUUUCAGAUGAGUUUGCAUUCGGAAGCAACACAACAGGGCUAGUGAAGCCAUGGGAAGGAGAGAGGAUUCAUGAAGAAUGUGGAUCAGAUGAUCUAGAGCUCACUCUGGGGAGCUCAAAGACCAGGUAAAUGAUCGCACAAGUGAAACAAUCAGUGGUUGCUUUGUAUAAACUCUGAUCUAUUGAAUGAUCUAUUGAAGGAGGAGAAAAAAACAAGAUCGAGGUGAACACAAGCAGUAGGUCUUUUUUUUACUUUUCUUUCCUUGCUUCUCAGAUUUGUUGGUUUGUAAGUUAUAUAUAGGCAGUUCUUCAAGUGUGGGAGUGCUUUUACAACACUUAGACGUGGAGGUUCUCUGUUUCAACUAAUUCUAUUGAAAGGACUGAUAUACAUGUAUGGAUGAGCUGCCAUUAAUUUGGUUUGCCAUUGGAAGCAAUGCUCAAUGGCUAAACACCUCUUACUUUUGACUCAAUGGCCAAACCUGUUGUGAAAAUUUAGAUAGAAAAGACUGUUAUCUUGUCAUUUACAUUCUUUGACAUUAUAAUGUACUCUUCAUGCACUGGCAGACCUUUAUGUGAAAAUUUGGAUAGAGAAGACUUCUAUCUUGUCCUUUUAUA
Messenger RNA from Juglans microcarpa x Juglans regia, 2098 nucleotides. RefSeq names its product BES1/BZR1 homolog protein 4-like. The transcript is spliced from 3 exons. Gene Ontology annotation, molecular function: DNA-binding transcription factor activity. The record is from RefSeq and is a predicted model, not a curated record. Gene Ontology annotation, biological process: brassinosteroid mediated signaling pathway; DNA-templated transcription. Bases 636 to 1613 code for a protein of 325 amino acids. Lineage: Eukaryota; Viridiplantae; Streptophyta; Magnoliopsida; Fagales; Juglandaceae.